This is a messenger RNA of Antechinus flavipes (yellow-footed antechinus), 1713 nucleotides long. RefSeq names its product CD207 molecule (gene CD207). Gene Ontology annotation, cellular component: external side of plasma membrane. The transcript is spliced from 6 exons. Gene Ontology annotation, molecular function: carbohydrate binding. Gene Ontology annotation, biological process: biological process involved in interspecies interaction between organisms. Lineage: Eukaryota; Metazoa; Chordata; Mammalia; Dasyuromorphia; Dasyuridae. The coding region runs from base 611 to 1606 and encodes 331 amino acids. The record is from RefSeq and is a predicted model, not a curated record.
AAAAGAUUCUAUAUUUUGAGUCAAUCUUCUUUCUGCCAGGAGCUUCAUCUGUGGUACUCUGGAAUUAUAGCUUGUCAAUACACUGAUGAAAGUUCUCAUGUCUUUUAAAGUUUUAUUAAUAAUAUUUUUUCUUAUAUAAAUUAUUUUCUUGACUCUAUUCAUUUCAUUACCCAUCACUUCAUGCAAAUCAUAAUUUCUUAUGGUACAAUCAUUUUUCCAUUACAUUCUUAUACUAUGUUCAACCAAACUCUAAUAGAUAGGCAUUCUCUUAAUUGCCAGUAUUUUUGCUAUUACAAAAAAGACUUUGAGCAGUCUUCUGAAGACAGGGAGAGAAGAAAAAGGUGUAUAGGAAUAGGAUUUAGGGAGUUUUUCUGUGACAAAGUCUUUGGUUGGAUGGAUGGCAAAAGGUUUAUGCUGACGUCCUUGAGGUUCUGGUCUAGAGGCAAAGGGUGGAGUUGUGGUCUAGACCUGGUCUCAUGGAUGUAGUGUGGACUUUUGGGGUUGAAAUGGGUAGGUAUCUUACCAGGCUACUUCCUACUUCUAUUUCUAGAUAAAUAUGUCCUUGAGGCAACAGUUCUGAGUGGUAACUGAGCAAGUAGCCCAAGCCAGGAUGAAGGAAAAUGAGAUGGAUACACAAGUGGCUCAUUUCACAGUAGACAAUCAGGAUAUCUCCCUCUGGUCCCGAGAUCCUCCUCCAAAAAAGGAAUCUCCUACAGAACCGAGGACCUUGCCCUCUGUCUACGUGUUUAUUAUUUUAUUGGCACUGGGUCUGGUUGCCUCCCUUCUGGCCACAUUCAUUCUCUAUCCCCAGUUACUGGGAAGGAUAGAUGAUAUCAAGACCUCUGUUCACAUGCUCAAAGGUCAUGCAGAGAAUGCCAGUGUCUUUCUCAGUUCUGAGAUCAAGACACUAAGAAACAAAUUGAAGGAUUCCCAUACCCAGAUCCAGAUGUUAAAUUUCAGCAUGGGAUAUUCAAAAGCUCACAUGCAUAUAUUAAAUGCCAUGUUGCAGGAGAACAGUAAUCACCUUCGGGAAUUAAUGAGCAAUUGGGAAGAACUUGAAAAUUUAAAUGCCCAGAUUCCAAUGCUGAAACAGGAUAUGAAGAAAACUGGAGAACUAAGUGCUAAGAUUGAGCAGCUCAGGAAGGAUCUGCAGAACUUGGGUGCAUCACUGUCACAGCAGCGUUAUAUUCUGGAAAUGGCCUCUCAAAACUGGAAAUUUUUUGAAGGGAACUUUUACUAUUUUUCUACCAUGAAAAAGUCUUGGUAUAGUGCUGAGCAGUUCUGUACCACUCAAGAUUCUCAUCUCACCUCAGUGACUUCAGCAAAAGAACAGGAGUUUCUUUAUAAGGUGGCCAAUGGAGUUCCUUAUUGGAUUGGCUUGACAAAAAUAGGAUCUUCUGGCACCUGGCACUGGAUUGAUGGAACUAUAUUUAUAGAGAGGGACAAUGCUCGGUUCUGGAUAAAGGGAGAACCCAAUGACAGUGGUCAAAAUGAACGCUGUGUAACUCUAGAGCAAACCUCUCUGAUGUCCUGGAAUGAUGUGACCUGUGACCGAGUGCUCCAGUUCAUUUGUAAGAAGGGCCCAAAGUCACCAGUGAUUGACUAGUUCCAUGGUGGAAGUCCACUUCAUUUUCUCAGCUCCCCCCAAACUUACCAUAAGGAUGAUGUUCCUUCCUCCAACAUCAACGGGGAUUUUUCUCCUUAGAUUAUUGU